AGUUUUUUUAAGUUCAAGCUUUGAAUUAAUAUCAAAAAUUAUUAAAAUAAAAUUAAAAAUGAAAAGAAAAAAAAUUAUCAGUAGUACAAAGUAGAGCUGAAAAUACAACGAAAACGUCUAAUCGGACGUCGCAUUGCAGAUAAAAAUAAAAUAUAUAAGAAUGUAAAAAGCAAUAAUAACAAAAACAAAAUGAAAAACAAAAGAGCGAAAACAACAAAAAAAAAAAACAAAACAUACAGAGAAUAAUAAAAAAGAAAGAAUUUUGCUGUCAUCGUUCCGUUUGAGUCAAAUUUAGUAUGAAAGAUAUAUAUCGAACAUACUGAUAUACUGCAAGGAUACAAAGCAAAAGGUUAUAUUAAAAGUUCAAUGUAUAAUGAUAAUUUUUUAACAGUAAAGGACUAAAUAAAAACAUAAUUACAGAACAUAAGCAUAUAGAUACGCUCUUCUGAAAUUAUAUAAAGAGGAAUUUUGAAAAAUUCAUUAAAUUUACAAAAUAAUGAGAAAAAAUUGAAAGAAAAUUGAAUAAAAUAAAAAAAAAGAAAUCAAAAACAAAGCAGCAACAGUAAGUAAGAAAGUAUGUUCAAUAACCUAAAGCGUAAAUUACAUCAUCUUAUCUAAAGUACAUCUCAGAACACAAAUAAAAAAAAAACACUAUAUUAAAAUUCAACAAGCAGAAUAUAUAUAUAAAAACAAGAAAUAAAAUCAAGACAUAAAAGGAUUAUACAAAGUGGUUAAAAAAACACUUGAAGGUUCUCUCCUUCAAACAACAUAAUUUUAUUUUAUUUUUGUAUUUUACAUGUAUUCGCCUUUGGAAGUACUUAAACUACUAACCUGCUACUGCAUCUAUAAUAUAAGAGGUGGAUAAUUUUACUUCACCAUGACCUCGGAUAAAGGGGUUCGUGGUGGAGGCAAUAAUAUCAAAAUUAUUGAUAAAAAUUGUAGUAAUAAUAUUGACGGGCAUUUCGUGCAUAAAGACGAUGAUGAUGAUGAAAGUGGUGGUAGUGGUGGUGGUGGAUAUGGAAUAGAUAAUGAUGGCGGCACUACCAAUAUCGAUAGUGAUGAUUUAAAAAAUAAUAUAUAUAAUGGUGAUGGUAAUAGACAGAAUAAAAAUGAAAAUUAUCAUAGAAAUAACAGGAAAAAUGACAGUAAAAUUCAAAAAUAUUAUGAUAACAAUAAAAAAUAUGUUUCAUCAAAUAUUACAACACGAUAUUAUGGUAUACCAAUAGGUGAUAUAUUUUCUGUUAAAUGGAUUAUUACCAUCACUGUUAUAUUGCUGCUCUCUGCAAAAAUUGCCUUGGCCGAUAAUUGUUUUCCAUCAACAUUUGGAGUGUUAUUUUGGCUUUGGAUCCCUCAAGUAUCAGCCGAAUGCCAAACACGAUCAAUUUAUUGUUAUGAAUGUGAUUCUUGGACUGAUGCACGGUGUAAGGAUCCAUUUAAUUAUACAGCUUUACCAAGGGAUCAACCUCCUUUAAUGACCUGUAACGGAUGUUGUGUUAAGAUGGUUCGUCACUCAAAGUCUCCAUAUGAAGUUGUUCGUCGAAUGUGUACAUCACAAUUACAAAUAAAUCUAUUUAUGGUAGAUCAUGUGUGCAUGAUGGAAAGUUCAGGCAAUGGACAUAUGUGCUUUUGUGAGGAAGAUAUGUGUAACUCUAGCAAACGCUUAUAUACUAAUAUCGAUGGUUUAAAAUUACCAUUUUUCAUAAUAUUUUUGGUAUUAGUAAUCGAUCAAUUGCAAAAUAUCUUACAUAUACACAUGAUCAGAUAGAGAAUUUAAAAAGAAACAUAAAAAAAAGAAACAAACAGAAAUAAAAUAAAACAUACAUUUUAUACAACAUUUUAAUGACUAAUAAAUUUUUGAUUUUGUUAUAAUUUUUUUCUUUUAUAUUUUUUUUUUAUUUUAAUUUUAUUUUUCAUAUUAUAUAAUAUACACAUCAUUUUCCAUCUUGUUGAAAAUCACAGAUUUCAAGAAUUUAUGUUGGAUUAAAUAAAUAUUUUUUCAUAUUUUUACCAUAUAUAAAAUUAUUAUAUACGAUUACAUAAAGGCCGCUUUGAAAAAAAAAAACAAAACAUAAACCUUUAAAGACGAUAAAAUUUUUAAAAUACAUAAAUGUCUUCCCAACACAUAAGAACAUUUAUAUAUACAAUUGAAAACCUAUAUAUUAUAUGUGACUUAUAUAAAAUCUCAGUCAGUACAAAAAAAACAUUAAAAAUUAAAAAUAGUAAACUUAUUUAAAGUUAUACAGAUUCAGCAUUUAAAAUAUUUAUUUUAGUAUCCAAUAUUAAUUCUUGAUCAUAGACCAUAAUAGAAAAAUUUCAACGUAUAAAAAUUAGUUUUCUUUUUUUUUUUGUUAACUUCUUAGCAAAUAAAAUGAAUUUUGAACAUAAUUUUUUUGAAUGAAUCAAUUUGAUAAAAAUAUUUUAAAAUAUUUCAUUUUUUAAAAUUUUCAAAAUUAAAUUUCUUUUAUUGAAUAUUUAAAGCACGCUUUUCUUUUUUUUUAUAGAAAAAAACGAAAACUAAUACUUUUACCUUAUUAUAUAUAGUAAAUUAAAAUACAUAUACCUAGUUAUAUUAGUAAUAAUUUGAAUAUAUAGUUUUCAAAGAAUCUUAACCCUCUAUUCUAAAUUAAGAAUCCCUUUAUUUUGGUUUAAUUUUUUCUCAAUUAGUUUUUUUUUAAUUUCUUUUCAUUUAUAAUCUCAUAGCACUAAAAUAUAGUAUUUUAAAACUUAUUCGAAAAGCUUUCUAAGUAAAAAAAUUAAAUAAAAUUCAAGAUCGAAAAAAUGAAUAAUUUAAAUUUAAAAAAAUUACAAAAAUAAAACCAAAAAAUUAAAGUCUUAAAUAUACAAAAAAUAUUAUUGAAAAAACAAAAAAAUAAAGAAUAAUUUUAGCUGGAAAUAAACGCUUUGUUAUUUAUAAAGUAAACAACAAAAAAAAAAUACUUUUUAGAUCUAUAUAUAAUUAAAAUUAAAAAUUUAAAAUUAAUCACAUGUGAAGAAAAAAAGUAUCAACGAGAAAAUAAAAAACUAACUAUAUAGAAAAAAAUUAUAAGUCCCCCUUAUAUAAAUGAAGAUAAAAACAAAAAGCUUUUGGAAUAUUUACAUAAUACUUAAAUUAACAAACACACAUUUUAACUUAAAUAAUUUUUAUUCUUUUUACAAAUACAAAUCUUAUAUAAAAAUCUUAUAAAAUUAAUCUAUUCAUUAAUUCCGUAUAUUAUUGAUACACAAAUAUUAUUUAUUUUUUCAAAUUUUCAAAAUUCUAAGAGCAAAAUAAUUAACUAAAAUUAACAAAUACUAAAAAAAAGUAUAUUGAUUCACAUUUUAAUUAUAUUUUAUUUUAUUAACUUUUCUUUUUUCAUUAAUUUUAAUUUUUAUAUUAAAAUUUACAGAACUGCAAAUAAAACAAUUCUUAUAACAUUUUUUGCUUUUAUAUUAUUUCUAUUAUAAUUUUGUUAUAAAAAAAUGAAAUAAAUUCUGCAAAACAACAAAAAUAAUUAAAUUAAUUUGAGUCUAUAAUAUUCAAUUUUAAAUUAAGAAAUAUAAAGUAUUCGAAUUUUGGAAUACAUAAUAAAUAAUUUAUAUAGUUAAUUAAUAGUAAAUUAAAAUCAUUUGAGAAUAGAAGCAAAAAAAUUUAAAUUUAAUUUCAAAUCCUUAAUCGUGCUAUUAAAUAAUUGAUCUUGAUUUGAUAUAUUCUAGAAUAAAUAGAUUUAUAUGAAACAGAAAUGAGUACUAAUAAAAUAUACCAUAAAUAUUUCCUUUUUUAAUACAAACUCCAUUGUAUUAGAAUUUGAUAAAAACGCAUUAUUAUCAUUUCUGGAACCUGAAAAUUAAGUGAAUUUAAAAUUAUUGAAUGUUGAAACUAAUUAUUAAAAAUUCAAUCUACGAUUGUUUUUAAUCCCCAAUUAUGUUAAUAAUGUUUACGAUAUACAUUACUUUACCAAUUCGCAGAGUUAAGUCAUCAAUCAUAUAGACGAUAUUUAUUGUACAUACGAUUGAGUAUUUAUUUUAAAGAAACAUUGCAGAAAUGUAAAAUAUUUCAAGUGUUAAAUUUCCUUUUGCAAAAUCUACGAAAAAAACAAAAUUUAUUCAAAAAAGCAUUUAAGGUUUCAAAAAUUACCUUUUUUUCAAUAUUUAUUCCCAUUCUGCUCAUUAAAUUUCUACAAGAUUAAGUGCGGUUUCACAAAAUCAUUUGUUGUCCCAUCAGUUAUGUUCCUUUUUAUCCAAAUAAAUAUGAUGUUUUGUACCAUAAAUGUGCAAUUAAAUCAAUAUUAAAUAGGAAAUCAAUUUUGAAUUUGACAAUAAUUCAUUCAUUAGUAAUUCCAUUACAAGAAUUAAAUAUAAAUAUUUUCUUAUACCAACACGCUUUUCAAAAUAUGACAUAAACAACUAUAUUCAAAAUAAUUUUCCAUUCCAAUGUAUGUAAAUUGUGAAUGAAUUGAGUUGACUCUUUUGACACUGACUGUUUUAAAAAAAACGUGUAUCUUUUUUAACAUAAUAACUAGGAAAUUUUAUUCAACAAAAUAAAAAUUCUAUUCUCAAUAAAUAAAAAAAAAUAAAGAAAUUAACAAAUUUUAAAUCAGUACUAUUGUACUUAAUUUAAAAUUGAAUUUAUUGUAAUCAUUUUAUCAUAGUUUAGUUCCUCUCCCUCCCCCCGAGCAUACAUAGAAUUGUUAAUUUAGUUAAAUGAAAAGAAAUGAAAUUCUCUUUAAUUUUUCAGUAUAAAUAAUUUUUAUAAAAAUAUAAUUUUGAUUUUUUUUUCAAAUUUGAUAAUUAUUAUAAAUUCAAAACACCAUUCCUUUUAAAAAAAAGAAAAAAAUAUAGAAUUAGAAUAUAAAUUGCAUGUUGUUUUAAAGCAUGUGUUAUAAAAGUUAAAAAUAUAGUUAAAAACUGUUAUAUUUGAAAAUGGAAAACAAAUAUAAUAUCAAUAAAAAUAUGUUUAUACAUGUACAUAUAUAUUAUAAAUUUAUAUUAUAUUUUAUUUAAUAUUUUGAAUGAAUUUAAUUAUUCAAUUUUAAUAAUUGUAAUUAUAUUUAUUCAAAACCUUAAAAAAAUCAUAUACACUAGAAGAAAAAAAAAAAGAAAUAUGGAUAGAAUCUAUCAGAGCAUUAAAAUAAAAAUAAUAAAAAAUAAAUUUAUAAAUUUGUGUUAUUUAAAAUAAAUAUUUAAAGAAAAGAACAACAAAACCAAAUGUUUGUCACACUCAGAAAAUAAUUUGGUAUUAAAAACAACUUCAUUUAAUUGAAUGAUUAUAAAGACAAAAAUUAAAUAAUUUAAACAAAAAAGAAAAUAAAGGUGAAUAAAUUGUUUAGCUAAAAAAAGGAAUAAUUGAUUCUUUAAUAUAUAUAUGUGAUAUAACAAGAAUAUAAUUUUCUGAGUGCAAUAUAAUUUUAUUAAAAUCGAAUUUUCAAUUACUUACAUACAUAUUUCAAAAUUUAAAAUGAAAUAAAUUUAAUAUUUUACUUUUUAAUAAUAUUUUGAUUAUUUUCGAAGAUAUUUUCCUUUCUUCGUUCAAUUAUAAUAUUGCAUUGAAAUAUUACUAAAUAUUGUGGUACUGUAUAUGAGCUAUGAACAAAAUGGAAGUUAUUUGAAAAAGUUACAAUUUAUGAAUAACCAUCAAAAAUAUUCAGAAAUUUUUAAAUUAACAAUAAUAAAAAAGAAAUUUAUUUUCAUAUGCGUAGAUAAAUUACUGUAAUCGUAAUUUAGAUCAGAUAUGAUUACAUUUUGUACAUAUAGUCCUAACACUUAUAUACAUAGCUAUAUAAAAAAUAUUUAUAUAUUUUUUAUUUAUUUUUCUAUUAUUGAUUUCAAUAUUUUCAAUUCAAAACUAUAAAAAAUAAUUAUACUGAUUACUGAAUAAUUAAAGAAAAACACUUGCUAUUUUAUUUUUAGUCAUUCUGUUUUGAAAAAUUUUAAAAAUAAAUUCACAAUUUAAAUGCUUUUUAUAUCUAAAAUAAUUAAAUAAAAGCCUUUUUUAAAAAAAAAAUUCUCUUUUUUUUACGGUAGAUUAUGCAAAACAAAAUAAAAUAAUAAUGUUAAAUAUAAAACGCUUAGUAGGAACUCUAUGUGUAAUAAAAUAAAUCUAUAUAUUUUGAUUUCACUUUAAAUUUUUGAAAAAAGAAAAUUUAAAUAAUUUUUAUUUUAAUAAUGAAUUAAAUUAGUAUUAUUUUAUAAAAUGUAAAUAAAAAUACAGAAAAAAUGAAAAAAUAUUAUUAAAAUAAUUUAACUUUAUUAUGAAAAUUCUAAAUAAACUUUAAAUAUUUGCCAUUUAAAUAUUUGCAAUAGAGAAAAAAAAGAAAACAAAACUUUAUUGAUAUUUUAAGGACAAAAUUAUUAUAUAUAUAUAAAUAGCGAUAUAUAAAAUAUAUUAAAAAUUAAAAAUAAAAAAAACAAUUAAGUAAAAUAAAACAAACAUUAAAAUGCACUUUCAUAAUCUGUUUUUCGAAAUUCCAAAAUUAUUCAAAUAUUUUGAAAAAAAAAAUAAAAUAAAUUUAAAAUAAGUACUCAUAUCAUUGUAAUUUAAAAACAAAUAAAUGUAAUAAAAUAAAUGUUAAUAAUAACAAUAAGGUAAUUUAAUCGAAAUGAAUUAACAAGAGUUACGGGAUAAAAUAUCGAGCAAAAUAACAAACAAACGGUAAAAAUUAAAAAAAAAAUUGAAGCGGUAAAACAAAAUUCGUACUAUAUUCAAAAUUAUUUACAAUAUUUUAGUACAGUUUUAUGCGAUAAUUUUGAGCAAUUGUACUUAAUUCAAUAUUGUGAAUGAAUUCAAUGGAAAACUUCAAAUACAAAACACAAAAU
This is a messenger RNA of Condylostylus longicornis, 6792 nucleotides long. RefSeq names its product protein quiver (gene qvr). NCBI's taxonomy places the organism in Eukaryota, Metazoa, Arthropoda, Insecta, Diptera, Dolichopodidae. The coding region runs from base 878 to 1765 and encodes 295 amino acids. The record is from RefSeq and is a predicted model, not a curated record. Gene Ontology annotation, biological process: positive regulation of voltage-gated potassium channel activity; regulation of synaptic transmission, cholinergic; sleep. The transcript has 6 exons.